AUGUCUUCACAGACUGAAACUGAAUUUGCCGAGUUCGAUGCUAAGAACAGUUGGAAUGAAGUUUUUCAGAGAUUGAAAAAUGAGUCAUCCUUGGCAUCGCUGGGCGAACAUUUUUCAACAAAGGUUGCCAGAGAUCCAGACAAUCGACGCAAAAACCGCUACAGAGAUGUCAGUCCAUAUGAUCACAGCAGAGUGAAGUUGUCCGGAGAGAGCGAAUACAUCAAUGCCAGUUUUAUUGAGGUUCCAGAGGCCAACAGAAGAUACAUCCUUACCCAGGGCCCACUGGAACACACUAUGGGUGACUUCUGGCAGAUGAUUUGGGAACAGCAGAGCAGAGCUGUUGUCAUGCUCAACAGGGUUAUCGAGAAGGGCACGCUGAAAUGCUCCCAGUACUGGCCAUUGGGUGCAGGAUACGGGUAUGAGCAGGAGAUGUACUUUCCAGAGUGUGGUCUGAUGGUGACGCUGGUAGCGGAGAAGGAGUUUCAGCACUUUACACUGAGGAGUUUGGAGCUGGAAAAACUGGAGUCUGGCGAAAAACGGGAGCUUCUUCACUUCCAUUACACAACUUGGCCAGAUUUUGGUGUGCCGUCAUCGCCACAUGCCUUUCUUCAUUUCCUGCAUUCUGUUCGAGGAAGUGGGUCUCUUGGAGCGGACAUUGCACCAGCUGUAAUUCACUGCAGCGCCGGCAUCGGCCGAUCUGGAACCUUUUGUCUCGUGGACUCCUGCUUGGUGAUGGUGGAAAACAGCGGCACUCUGAAGGAGAUCGACGUGAGGAAGUUGCUCAUUAAGAUGCGCACCUACAGAAUGGGGCUGGUCCAGACAGCCGACCAGCUGAGGUUUUCCUAUCAGGCAAUCGUAGAAGGAGCACAUGCCAUCUUGAGUGAGCACGGACUUGAGGAUAUCCAGCUUCCGACUCUCUCUUGGAACCAGAACCACGCAGACAGCCAGCCCAGUCACACGACGGACAAGGCCGUCAGGAUCGACCAGAACGGGCUCAGCCUCCUGCAGACUCUAGAAGAACCUCCACCACCUCUACCACCAAAGAAGGGUCCGGUCUCGGCACACGCCGGCAUGAAUGGCUGGGGGGAAGAGGAGGAUGAGGAAUCCGAGGAUGAGGAAAUGUUGAUCAAUGAACGAGUUACUGAUGAUGAGAACGAUGGUUAUAAUGACGAUGAUGAGUUUGAUCAGCUGGUUGAUAGGAGUGAAAGUGAUAGUCUUGACGGCAGUGAUGAUUCGGACAAAGAGAUCAGAAUCACAAACACGCUGCAUCAGAUUCGACAAGAGAGGAAGAAACAAACGGCCGAGCAGAUUCUGAAGAUGAAGGAGAGGCAGCAGAAGAGUGAGCGCUUGCGAGCAGCAAAGUCGCACACCCAUAAUUCCAUGUACAUAGGUCUGGCGGUCGUCAUCGGAGCCGCAGCCGUCAUUAUCUACAAAUAUUUUUUGUGA
Molecule: messenger RNA, 1446 nt
Organism: Candidula unifasciata
Lineage: Eukaryota; Metazoa; Mollusca; Gastropoda; Stylommatophora; Geomitridae
Source: the annotation of a GenBank genome assembly